This is a messenger RNA of Yarrowia lipolytica CLIB122, 1017 nucleotides long. RefSeq lists its product as uncharacterized. NCBI's taxonomy places the organism in Eukaryota, Fungi, Ascomycota, Dipodascomycetes, Dipodascales. The record is from RefSeq and is a predicted model, not a curated record.
AUGUCCAUGACAAUGACUUACAGCCAGUCUGUAUCUGGCGGAACCCCCUACAUCGUCAACAAGCAAUACAUUGGUGCUAUCGGUAUCUGCCACGCCACUGGAGGCUCCACGAACACCUAUGUGAACAACCUGCUUCAUCGAUGCAACUACAUGCCCGGUAAGGAAACCAACGGAUUCAAGAUUAACUACGACAACGACACGUCUCUGUAUGUCUUCCACGGUUCGGCCGUCAACCUGGCAUCAUACUGCGAGCAUAUGGUUGUUCUGUGCGAGGGCGAUAUGUCUACCAAGGUUCUUGCUCUGGCCAAGCUCUUCGUCUUCUUCAAGGUGGAGUCCAUCACCUGGGUCUGUGAGCCCUCAGACCUCGAGAAUGUGCGACGAGUCGUCAACGAGCAUCUUGAGGGGAAGACCAAGCUCCAGUCGCACUUCUCCUAUCCUACUGAGUACGUUGGUCCUCUGUUUAAGAUUUCUGCCGGUGAGCAGACCAAGAAGAACCUGCGAAAGCGACUCAUGCCCUCAUUUGGCCAGGAUCCCCGCUUCGACAUCAUUUCCGUGAAGCCCGGAAACCUCAUCUUUGGCCGAGUCUCCCAGGGCUCCAUCAAGGCGGGCGAUAAGAUCUUCAUGGGUCGACAUGGUCCUCCUGUGUGCUUCCACGUUGAGUCCAUCACUGGAGGCAAGCAGACUCUGAUUGCCAACGAGUUUGCAGAGCUCCAGGUCAACUGCCCUGUGACUCUUAAAGCCGGAGAUCUUAUCGAGCCCUUCAAGGCACCUCUCCGGGACAUUCCCUACAUGGAGUGGGGCCACACUAAGCAGAGAUUCGAUACCAUUUACAUGCAUCGAGGCGCCGCCACCGUGCCACUGUUGGUGGAUCAGAUGAACCGACAGGUGACCUUCCAGAACGAUAAGCAGGCUCUUCUCAUGUCUGCUCUCGGCAGAUAUUGUCUGAGUCUCGAUAAGGAGGGUCUGGUAGGAGUCACCCGAAUGUCUGCUGGCGCUGGAUACAGCGAGCAUGACUAG